CUUGCACCGCCCGCGUGUCCCAUCCAAGAUGGCAGCCAGGCGCGAUCUGAGGUGUUCGCGGCGGUUACUGUGGAGGUUGUGGCGGGUCCCGACCGGUCCACAGAACCGGGGAUCCGGCCUGGGCCUACAAGCGAGGACUUACUCCCAGGGCGACCGCUCAUACUCGCGCACCGCGCUCUACGAGCUGCUCGGCGUCCCCUCCACGGCCACGCAGGCGCAAAUCAAGGCAGCUUACUACCGGCAGAGCUUCCUCUACCACCCGGACCGCAACUCGGGGAGCGCCGAGGCUGCCGAGCGCUUCACGCGCAUCUCCCAGGCCUACUUGGUGCUGGGCAGUGCCACCUUGCGUCGCAAGUAUGACCGCGGCCUGCUCAGCGACGAGGACCUGCGCGGACCUGAUGUCCGGCCCUCCAAGGGGCCCGCCGGCGAUGACCGCUCGCCCCGCGCCCGGCCACCUGCCUCUUGGGCCCACGACCGCGGUCAGGCCGCGGCGGGCGCCAGCCGCACCAUGUUCAACUUCGACGCCUUCUACCAAGCGCACUACGGAGAGCAGCUGGAGCGCGAGCGGCGCCAGCGGGCCCGGCGAGAGGCCCUGCGCAAGCAGCAGGAGGACCGGGCCAGGAAGGGCUUCCGCUGGGACGAGACCCGAGACACGACUUUUGUGUUCCUUCUCCUCACAGCCUUCGUCCUCAUAGGCUUUCGUUUUUAAUCGGAGAGAGGAGGAGGAGGACAGGGCAGCCGCCCCCAGCCAGCCCCGAGAAAAUGGCCUUUCCGGUCUGCUUGAACCCUUUGCCUUCGGUAGUCUACCUCUGCUGGGGUCCGGAGGAGCUGCCUACCCCCCUCUUCGUCCCCGGCCGCCCAGCUUAGCCAUCCACCUGCACGCCCCUCCCCCACGGCCCCGGGAAGAAGGCUUUCGGAUGCCCAAGAAAGAGGCCCCGAGAAGAAGAGUCCCGAAAGCCCGAGAGGGAAGGGUUUUCUGGAGUCCCUUGGGUGCCCGCUUCCAGAGGUUGCCUUCCUGAUGUUGUCAACUUCUGGAACACGCGGUCUGGCUUUGUUCUAAAGCUCGGGGCAAGCCCUGUCUGCUCCUGCCCCCGCGUUCGUCCGGUGGGGCGCCUGUGUAACCUUGAACCGUGCCAUGUGACCCAUUGUUGGCUGCCAAAAGAAAAAUCCUGGGGUUGUACGAACCUUGUCUUUCUGUGAGUUCCCCAGCCACAGGUGAGACGUGACGUAGGGAAAGAAUGGGACCUUUGGAAACCUUGCCACUCUUGAUCAGCCCCAGGCCCCACUCCCCCUUCCGCUGGUGCCAUGUGGGAGCAGGAAAGCAAGGUCACCGAGCGUAAGGGACCAGAGUGCCUCUGUAGGACCUCGGAGAAAUUACUCGGUGGCAUGGCCACAGAGGAACAAAUCAUUUUGCUCUCUUGAGGUCUGUCACACUUUAUUAUCCAUAGUUCUAAUGGGCUCAGGGAUUAAAACAUGAUGUUAGAGUCCAGUUUAUCCUUGGGACAGUGUGCCCCUUGCUAACUGUACAGUCCUGUCCCUUCCCCGAAAGACCGCAACAAACUGGAAAUUUGAAUCCGGCAAACUGGGAUGGCGGCCUGUCCUCUUGUUGAACCUCACAAGUCAAGUCCUUGAAACCUGGCAGCUCGAGCGUGGCGUCGACGGUACUUGUCAGGGAGAGGAGGCAUGUGGUGGAAACUUGGUUCUUUAUUCAGAGCUGGCUGGGGCUUUUUUCUCUCUCCGUGUCUAAGUCGAGCUAAGCAGUACCGGUCACCGCUUGGCUGGAGCUGUAGUAGUCAGGCUCUUGAUUCUGUGUCCCUGAUUGUGGUGGUGGGGGGCGGGGAGGGGGGCUGUGGGAGUUCAGCAGCUCAGGUGUUCCUGCACUAGGGCUAAGUGGAAAGCUGUAGGAUAGGAAAACCUUCGCAAGAGAUCUACCACAAGAGUGAGGACAGAAGUGUAGGUUCUAACCAAAGCCAGCGGUGCCUAGGUAUAUUAGUAAGAACUGCUCUUGAGAAAUCCUAAUAAUUAGGAUAAGGCCACAGCUAGUUCAAAUUGGUGUCUCAGAAAUGAUUUUGAUUUUAGCCUUGGAGGUU
Mustela lutreola (European mink) is the source of this 2090-nucleotide messenger RNA. It is a transcript of the gene DNAJC30, whose product is annotated as DnaJ heat shock protein family (Hsp40) member C30. Bases 29 to 709 code for a protein of 226 amino acids. The record is from RefSeq and is a predicted model, not a curated record. The transcript has a single exon. NCBI's taxonomy places the organism in Eukaryota, Metazoa, Chordata, Mammalia, Carnivora, Mustelidae.